AGACCGUGCUCUUUUGUGUAUGACAUGGACCGUCUAACUCUGAUUGUGGAAAUAAAACCUGAAUUCAUCCUCAACACGUCUGUGUACUGUGCAUGUGGGUCCGACGCCUGCCCAAGCCUGACACUCCAUUAGUCAGGACAGUUAUUAAGAUACCUGUUUUUAAAUAAUUGUCUAAACUGUGUGAGAUGUGACUUCCUCUUUCUUGGUUUGGGCAUGUCCAUGUGUUUGCUGUAUUUAUACAGCAGUCAGAGCCGUACACACUCCAGACGCUCCAUCAGUCCAGGACCCAGGAUGCCUUCCUCCACUACCUGCGCUUUGUCCUUUAUGUGUUUGACUCUUCUGCUUCUCCUUGCUUCACAAGGAUGCAGAGGACAGAGUCCGCCGAUUCACAGUCCACCUGGUGUGGGUCUCAACUGCUGCCUGCGUGUCUCAAAGGCCACAAAAAAUGAAACAGUAGUUAAUUGUUACAUUCAGGAGAAACACACGUUUGGCAGCUGUCGAAUUGACGCAUACAUUUUGAUCACUGAGAGCGGUGAACAGAGGUGUGUUAACCCAAAAGCUAAGUGGCUUCCAACACGCCUUGCACGUUUAGAGGAAAAAGGAAUAUACUGCCGCAAAGUGUGAAACAGCCAAGAAGAUGAUGCAACAUGACUUUUCUCAGCAGAAAUGUAUUUUUGUUUCACUUCUCUAAUACUUGAGACACUUGUACUGUGUUUGAAAACCUACUUGGCAAUAAACUUGUUUGAAAUUCAAAUUUUUUAAGUGUUAUCUUCUGCUGUGAAAACACCGUUCCCUCCAGGCGGGUUCCGUGUUUCACCAACAACAAAUCGUGGGUCACCGCUGAUAUUAAAGUUCUGCUAAAGGAGAAGAAGAGAGCAUUUAAAUCAGGGGACAGGGAGGAGCUGAGGAGGAAAAUCCAUGAGGGAAAGGCCAAUUACAGGAGGAAGAUGGAGCAGCAGCAGCAGAACAAUGUCAGUGAGGUGUGGAGAAGCCUGAACACCAUCUCAGGCUUCAGAGCUCCACACCCACAGGCUGAGGGGGACCUGAGCUCAUACUUUAAUAGGUUUGACCAAGCACCCACUCAACUCUGACAUCACACCUGAUGAAGACACUGGAGAGACUGGUCCUGGGUCACCUCCGCUCUGCGGUGGGAACCUACCUGGACCCGCUGCAGUUCACCUACCGACACGGCAUAGGAGCAGACGACGCCGUCAUCUUCCUCCUACAUCGAGCUCUUUCUCACCUAGAGAAGCCCGGCAGCACUGUGAGGAUCAUGUUCUUUGACUUCAAAUAACAAAUUAUCUGUGCAAGAUUUGUGCAAACUGGUACUUAUUGUAUUGAAGACUUAUAUUCAUUACUGUGCAAUAGCCCUUCAAUGACCUCAUACUCACUCCAACUGUACUGUACUGCGUCGUACUGUGCUAACACAAACUGUUCUGUAGCUGUAUUCUCUCUA
Messenger RNA from Betta splendens (Siamese fighting fish), 1456 nucleotides. RefSeq names its product eotaxin-like. The record is from RefSeq and is a predicted model, not a curated record. Gene Ontology annotation, molecular function: chemokine activity; CCR chemokine receptor binding. The transcript has 4 exons. The coding region runs from base 214 to 624 and encodes 136 amino acids. Gene Ontology annotation, cellular component: extracellular region. Lineage: Eukaryota; Metazoa; Chordata; Actinopteri; Anabantiformes; Osphronemidae. Gene Ontology annotation, biological process: cellular response to type II interferon; cellular response to tumor necrosis factor; immune response.